AUGGCGGUUACGCGCACUUCCAAGUCCCAGAGAACGGCCGUGCGGGCAUCGUUAGCAUGUGUCCAGUGCCGGAGCCAACAUGCGAAGUGUGGUGCCGAGAUGCCGGUCUGUAGUCGAUGUCAACAGGAGGGGAGGGUCUGCUAUUAUGUUCAGUCUCGCCGUAGCGCCACAGCGAAGGCAAGUGUUUCGUCGCUGCCGGCUUCCGAUGUGAGGGGUGAUGUGCUUUUCUCUCCACCGUCGGCAGCACAUGCGUAUUCGGUACAAGAAAAUGAUAGCAUUCCAAUCAAGUAUGGGAUAUUAUCUGCUGUACAACCUCUUGAGGCGAUGAACGGCGCAUACCACGGGGAAAGUGAGCAUGCGACCUGUUGCAGAUUCCUGGAUGCGUACUACAGGGAGACAGAUAGCGAGUCCAUUACGUUUCUUCUCCCGGUGAUCCACUACAUAGGAUCUGUAUAUAUCAAUGAUGGGUCUGCAACAUCCUUGAAGGAGACUGUUAUAAAGCAACUCAACAUCACAGACCUCACCGUGAACGUCUUACCAUCGAAUGGCUACACCGUCCUAGCUUUUCUUCUUCUUGCCAUUGCUACCUAUGGGCAAGAUGAUCGGGCGCAAGCCCGUAUCCUGUUGAACCGGGGACUGCAGAUGAUGAUCGAUAUUGGAAUGAAUCGCCGCACAUUCGCCGCGGCUGAGCCCGACCCUUCUUGGGCUGAAAGCUGGAGGCGUACUUUUUGGGGAUUAUACACUACCGACGUUCUUAUCGUUGGCUUGUGCUUUUGCGGCGGGGACGCUGAUGUUGACCUUCCAUCGGACGACAUCACACUGGAUCAGGCUCGUUUCCUAUGUCAUACUCGCACGUUUGAGCAGUACGAAAUUCGGGAUUUUGAAGACAAGGUGCCCGUCUUUUCGUCGUUCACCUACCUCAUUGACUUGGUCAAAAUCGCCCACUCCGUGUUGCAUCCUCGAGAAGACCGGAAUACGGCCGCCACGAAUGCGGAUACAAUGCUCAUUGCGUGGAAGCUCAACCUGCCCCUGGAAAAGCACUCCGUGGUGAAAGAAGAUGGAGGAGUUGACCAUAUUCUAUUCCAUUGUCACGUCCUCUGGCACAGCCUCCUCAUAACCAUCCACCAACCACUCUCACGUCUGGUCCGCAGCUCUACCAGGGGCUACGAGGACAACGCAUUGAUCUCCCCCAUUUCAUCGAGCGACGACUCGCUCUGGGAAGACUCAUGCGAGCGGCUCCAUACCCGAAGAACGCUUGAUGCCGUGGCAGCGACUAUGAAUCUAUGCGCUCUGCCGAUUCCCAUUGUCCAGCAGUCCCCGCUCACCAUCAGCUGCGUGGCUUUGUCCACCAUGACAAGCAUGAUGGAGUACCAAACAAUACUCUCUUCCUCCCCUCGGUGUCCCACAAGGGAUAAAACCCGCCUGGGAGUUGCCAUUCUCAACCAGUUCGGGCAGGUGUGGGCCAUGGGGGCGAAUGCCAGUACCAGGAUGAAAAAGAUAGCGCGGGAGGUGUUUACGAAGGGGCAUGCGGAUCGGGAUGGGCUGGGAAGGUUCGAGUUGAAUCCGAUUCUAAAUCAGAGCUUGCUGUCUGUAGCGGAUCCUUGGGCCGAGUUUUCGGGAGUCAAUUCAUAG
Aspergillus tanneri is the source of this 1632-nucleotide messenger RNA. RefSeq lists its product as uncharacterized. Gene Ontology annotation, biological process: DNA-templated transcription; regulation of DNA-templated transcription. The transcript has 6 exons. Gene Ontology annotation, molecular function: DNA-binding transcription factor activity, RNA polymerase II-specific; DNA binding; zinc ion binding. NCBI's taxonomy places the organism in Eukaryota, Fungi, Ascomycota, Eurotiomycetes, Eurotiales, Aspergillaceae. Bases 1 to 1632 code for a protein of 543 amino acids. The record is from RefSeq and is a predicted model, not a curated record.